Messenger RNA from Kwoniella shivajii, 318 nucleotides. RefSeq lists its product as uncharacterized. The transcript is spliced from 4 exons. Gene Ontology annotation, molecular function: protein folding chaperone; metal ion binding; protein-folding chaperone binding. Gene Ontology annotation, cellular component: mitochondrial matrix. The record is from RefSeq and is a predicted model, not a curated record. Lineage: Eukaryota; Fungi; Basidiomycota; Tremellomycetes; Tremellales; Cryptococcaceae. The coding region runs from base 1 to 318 and encodes 105 amino acids.
AUGUCUGCCACCUUCAAAUCCAUCAGAUCCCUUCAACCUCUUCUUGACCGAGUCCUCGUCCAACGAUUCAAGGCUGAGACUAAAACCGCUACUGGUCUCUUCCUCCCUUCAUCAGCCACAUCAUCACCCCUCCCUGAGGCAACAGUUAUUGCCGUAGGCCCAGGUGCACCCAACAAGGAAGGUGUAGUGAACCCAGUCAGCGUACAAGUCGGCGAUAGAGUCUUGCUACCUGGUUGGGGUGGAAGUCCUAUUAAAGUUGGAGAAGAGGAAUAUCACCUCUUCAAGGACGCUGAGAUCCUUGCCAAGAUCACUGAAUAA